This is a messenger RNA of Gastrolobium bilobum, 7036 nucleotides long. Its product is annotated as helicase and polymerase-containing protein TEBICHI. Gene Ontology annotation, biological process: DNA-templated DNA replication; double-strand break repair. Gene Ontology annotation, molecular function: ATP binding; DNA binding; DNA-directed DNA polymerase activity. The record is from RefSeq and is a predicted model, not a curated record. The coding region runs from base 172 to 6699 and encodes 2175 amino acids. The transcript has 26 exons. NCBI's taxonomy places the organism in Eukaryota, Viridiplantae, Streptophyta, Magnoliopsida, Fabales, Fabaceae.
CUGUGAGUGUUCUGUAGCGCCUAGUAAUAAACCGCUUCGUCCUCUAUCUGCGAUCGACAUGAGGAUUCGAAGGACUCUGCGACGUCGUACGCGUGGUUCUCACGGCUAGUGCACGGCGAAGAAGGAGGACCUUAUUGUUCUGGCUCUGCACCCCAAUCCACCUCUUCGACCAUGGCUUCUGGUUCGCCUCGGAACCGCAUCAAUCAGUUUUAUGUUUCAAAGAAAAGGAAAACUGUGUCACCUGUUAUAAAAACUGGGAGAUCUGAAAAAGGUGCAAGGCAUGGGGUUGAUGGGUCUCCGUCUCCAAGUGCUAAAGGUACUUUGGAUAGUUACUUGGUUGCGUCGCAGGAUGAUUGCAACGCAAACACAGCAACUAGUUCUUUAGCCAGGCUGGAUUCAGUUAGGAGAAAUUUAGCAUCAGAGAUCAAUAGUUCACUUGACAAUGAACUUGAUAAGCAGCCUGUUUUAUUAGCUCAAGAGCAUCAACACUCUCAAGAUACUCGGCCAGGACCCGUAAAUGAAUUGCCCAAUGUGAGUGGCGUGGUGGUUGAAGAUCUUGUCCAGGAAAACAAAUGCAGUGAUUUCAAACAAGUUGUGGAAAGCUCCGAGCUCAAACAGUUUGCAGCAGACUUUUUAUCUUUGUAUUGCGGCGAAUUGCGCCCAAACAUUGAUACACCAUCAGAGAUGAAAAUGGAUGGACACAAUAGACAUGGCUCCCUCACAUUGGUAGAGAAAAAUGGUAUUUUACCGCAGAAGCUUAAUGACACCGCUAGUGAGCCAAAUUUUGGCGGUGAAAACAUUUCCAGUGACAAUAUCUCUGAAGACAUCAAGUCUGGUGCUGUUGGUAAAACUACGGCAAAUGUUCCUGGCAGUAAUAUGAAGGUUUCUGGAGGUGUUGAGACUUUUACCCUUGACACAAGCUUUAGAAAAUGUAGUUAUACUCCUAAAUCACCUAUCAAUAUGGCUGAAUGCUAUACACCGGGAUCUUUGAUUGUUAAAGCUUGUGUUAAGGAGACUCCAAGGUCAACGCGUGGAAGCUCGAUGUUUUCACCUGGAGAAGCUUUUUGGAAUGAAGCAAUUCAACUUGCUGAUGGUUUGUGUGUUCCCAUGGCUAACGAUUCUUCUAACGUUAUAGAAGAAAGUAAUAUGGUGGAAGACCAACUUGAGAUGAAGAACUCAUGUAAUCUACAAAAUUAUGAUGGCAAGCCAAGGAAAAUAUUGGAUCAAAGUAAAAGCAGAAUCUGGAAUAGGGAAACGAGUACUCCUUUAGGGUUGGUUGGGAUGCACGCAAAAGAUUCUAUGAAUGAAGUGUCUAGCCUUCCUGUUAAGCAUUUUGAUUUUUCGUUUGAGGACAAUAAUUUGGAUGAAAGUACCCCGCAAAAUUGUUGUGUUGAUGAUCCAAUCAAUGUUACUUGUGGGGCUGGCAAACCGUAUGAAUCUGGUUCUAUAACAGGUCAUACAUAUGAAAAGAUGAAUGAAGGGCAAGAGAAAAUUUUAGUCGAUGUAUUAGGCAAAAGAGUGAGUCAAGAUAAUGUUAGUAUGACAUCUAAUUCACCCCUCAAUGAGUUUAGGACAGCAAUUAGGACACAUGGAUCUGAUGAAGCUAGUACUCCUUCAAGUAGUGUGUCACUUAAUGAUCAUUUAGAUCUAAACAGUUGGCUUCCACCUGAAAUAUGCAGCAUUUAUAGAAAUAAAGGAAUCUCAAAGCUUUACAAUUGGCAGGUUGACUGCCUUCGGGUAAAUGGUGUCCUACAAAGAAGAAAUCUUGUAUAUUGUGCUUCUACAAGUGCUGGUAAGAGUUUGGUCGCUGAGAUUUUAAUGCUGCGGAGGGUGAUAACAACCGGAAAGAUGGCACUACUUGUUCUACCAUAUGUAUCAAUUUGUGCAGAAAAGGCGGAACAUCUCGAACGUCUUCUUGAGCCACUCGGUAAACAUGUUCGUAGUUAUUAUGGAAACCAAGGUGGUGGAACACUUCCUAAAGAUACUUCUGUAGCUGUCUGCACAAUAGAGAAGGCAAACUCGUUAAUUAAUAGAUUAUUGGAAGAGAGCCGUCUAUCAGAAAUGGGAAUUAUUGUGAUAGAUGAACUGCAUAUGGUUGGUGAUCCAAGUAGAGGUUAUCUUCUAGAACUUAUGUUGACAAAGCUUCGUUAUGCAGCAGGAGAAGGCAUUUCAAAAUCAAGUGAUGGAGAAAGUUCAGGUGGAAGCAGCGAUAAGGCUGAUCCUGCUCAAGGUCUGCAAAUUGUUGGAAUGAGUGCGACAAUGCCUAAUGUUGCAGCUGUUGCUGACUGGCUUCAAGCAGCACUAUACCAAACAGAGUUUCGUCCAGUUCCUUUGGAAGAAUAUAUAAAAGUUGGUAAUUCCAUUUAUAACAAGAGUAUGGAACUUUCUAGAACAAUCUCAAGAGCAGCUGACCUUGGCGGUAAAGAUCCCGAUCAUGUUGUUGAACUAUGUAAUGAGGUUGUUCAAGAGGGACAAUCAGUGUUAAUAUUUUGUUCUAGCCGAAAAGGUUGUGAAUCUACUGCAAGGCAUGUUGCAAAGUUCCUUAAAAGUUUUACUGUUGAUGUUAAUGAGAAUGAUUGCGAGUUUGCUGAUAUUACUUCCGCCAUUGACUCCUUGAGGAAGUGCCCUGCUGGCUUGGACCCCAUAUUGGAGGAAACUCUUCCUUCUGGAGUUGCAUUUCACCAUGCUGGCCUUACGGUUGAGGAACGGGAGAUUGUUGAAACUUGUUAUCGAAAAGGCCUUUUACGUGUCUUAACUGCCACAUCGACAUUAGCUGCUGGGGUUAAUCUGCCAGCUAGGAGGGUGAUUUUCCGGCAACCUAGAAUUGGUCGUGAUUUUAUAGAUGGGACAAGGUACAAGCAGAUGGCUGGUCGUGCUGGUAGAACUGGAAUUGAUACAAAAGGAGAAAGUGUACUUAUCUGCAAACCAGAGGAAAUGAAAAAAGUUAUGGGACUUCUAAAUGAAAGCUGUCCGCCACUACAUUCCUGUUUAUCUGAAGAUAUAAAUGGAAUGACUCAUGCAAUCUUAGAAGUGGUGGCUGGAGGAAUAGUUCAGACUGCUAAAGAUAUUCAUCGGUAUGUUAGAUGUACUCUUUUGAACUCCACAAAACCAUUUCAAGAAGUGGUGAAAUCUGCACAAGAAUCCCUUCGAUGGUUGUGCCAAAGAAAAUUUCUUGAAUGGAACGAAGACACUAAACUCUACAGUACCACACCUCUUGGACGUGCAUCUUUUGGCAGUUCUCUCUGUCCAGAAGAAUCACUUAUUGUGCUAGCUGAUCUUUCGAGGGCAAGAGAAGGAUUUGUCCUUGCAUCUGACUUGCAUUUAGUUUACUUGGUGACGCCAAUCAAUGUUGAUGUUGAGCCAGAUUGGGAAUUGUACUACGAGCGUUUUGUGAAAUUAUCUCCUCUUGACCAGUCAGUUGGCAAUCGAAUAGGUGUGACAGAACCAUUCUUGAUGCAUAUGGCACAUGGCGCACCAAUACAUGCUUCAAACAAGUCAAGAGCUAAUACAAGAUGGUUGCACAAUAAACAAAGAAAUCAACUUAGGAUCUCCAAUGGAACAGUUAACUCAGAUGAUCAAACACUUCGUGUUUGUAGAAGAUUCUAUGUUGCUCUCAUUUUGUCACUUCUAGUUCAGGAAACUCCUGUGGGUGAGGUUUGCGAAGCAUUUAAAGUUGCCAGAGGAAUGGUUCAAUCCUUGCAAGAUAAUGCUGGUAGGUUUGCAUCUAUGGUUGCUGUGUUUUGCGAAAGACUUAGCUGGCAUGAUCUGGAAGGGUUAGUUUCUAAGUUUCAAAAUCGUGUAUCAUUUGGAGUUAGAGCAGAGGUUGUAGAGCUUACCACCAUUCCCUAUGUUAAAGGCUCUCGAGCCAGAGCACUCUAUAAAGCAGGUUUACGUACACCUCUUGCAAUUGCUGAAGCAUCCAUUCUGGAAAUAGUAAAAGCGCUUUUUGAAUCUUCAUCAUGGGCCGCAGAAGGUUCUGCACAAAGGAGCUUACAAUUUGGUGUCGCCAAGAAGAUAAAGAAUGGUGCUCGCAAGAUUGUUCUUGAUAAAGCAGAAGAGGCAAGGGUUGCUGCUUUCUCAGCCUUUAAGUCACUUGGAUACAAUGUCCCACAGUUUGCUCCUUCCAUAUUAUCUACUGCUGCACCUGAUUCUAUCAGGCAAGAAGCUGGAAGUACCUCUCGAAGUGACACAGCUGACACAAGUCAUAGUUCUGUUGAUGCAAACCACGUUGAUAAUUCUAACAAAAUUGCUUUAGAAAAAGAAAGAGAAGACUUGAUAAAAUCAUCUGACAAUGGUGCUAUGGCUUAUGUAGAAGGAAAAUCAAGCAGCAUGAUGCCAUGUAGCUUGUCUACUGUUCCAAUUGCAGAACCUAUGAGGAAUGAGCUCAAUGCCACUUCUAACCCUACCAAGAACCCAGAUAUGACCACCCUCUCUGUUCAGUUACAGAAACCAAAUGAUAAGUCCAAUAUACAUGACAGGUGCCAUGCUCAUGGUAGAGAGGAACAACAUCAGGGUGGAAAUUUGGCUAGUGGUAAUGUGGGUAGUUCCAGCCGGAGAGGUCCCAUUAAUGCAGUUAGUAUUCCUGGUGGACUUGAUUCAUUUUUGGAUCUAUGGGACGCUAUGCCAGAGUUCUACUUUGAUAUCCAUUACAUCAAACGAUUGGAGUUGCACUGUGCUGCCCCUUUUGAAGUACAUGGCAUUGCCAUCUGUUGGGAAAACUCUCCUGUGUACUACGUUAAUCUUCCCAGGGAUAUUCUGAUGUAUGACAUUAGAAAAGAAGAGUGUAUUUCCUUGAGUGCAUGCAGUAAUAAGCAGAAAGUUUCAUCUUCUAAGUCUAAGCAAGAUUUGGAGAUUGCUAGGUAUAGAUGGAGCAGAAUUAGUAAAAUAAUAGGGAAAAGAAAUGUCAGAAAGUUUGCCUGGAAUUUGAAGAUUCAGAUUCAAGUGCUGAAAAAACCUGCAGUUUCAGUUCAGAGAUUUGGUUCCUUGGACACUCUAGGAAAAAAUAUGGACCUUGAAAUCGUAGACAAUUCUUACAUAUUAUUGCCCCCCAUCCAUGUUAAAGAUGCAAUUGACAUGUGUGUUGUAGCUUGGAUUCUUUGGCCUGAUGAAGAGAGGAGCUCCAAUCCAAACCUGGAUAAGGAGGUAAAGAAGAGGUUAUCCUCUGAGGAUGCUGCAGCGGCUAAUCAGAGUGGCAGGUGGAGGAAUCAGACACGAAGAGCUGCUCAUAAUGGUUGCUGUCGUCGGGUUGCUCAAACACGAGCAUUAUGUUCUGUUCUUUGGAAAUUACUUGUUUCUGAGAAACUUGUUGAUGUGCUUAUGGGAAUAGAAAUUCCACUGGUGAAUGUUCUAGCUGACAUGGAACUUUGGGGAAUUGGUGUUGAUUUGGAGAAAUGCAUCCAGGCUCGUAAAUUGUUGGUGAAAAGGCUAAAACAUCUUGAGAAGGAAGCUUAUAAACUGGCUGGGAUGACGUUUUCAUUGCAUAUGCCAGCAGAUAUUGCAAAGGUGCUGUAUGAACAUUUGAAGCUGCCUAUACCUGAUGGACGAAAUAAGGGAAAACAACAUCCAAGUACUGACAAGCACUGUUUGGAUGCAUUGAGGAAUGAACAUCCCAUUGUUCCGGUCAUUAAAGAGUAUCGAACAAUGGCAAAGCUCUUGAACUCUACGCUAGGAUCAAUUUGUUCUCUGGCUAGGCUAUCUAUUAGUACACAGAAGUACACAUUACAUGGUCAUUGGCUCCAGACAUCCACAGCAACUGGUCGGCUUUCAAUGGAGGAACCUAAUCUUCAGUGCGUUGAGCAUACAGUGGACUUCAAAUUGAAAGAGGAGGAAAAAAAUGGAGGUGAUGCUGAUGAGAGUUAUUGUAGGAUUAAUGCUCGUGACUUCUUUGUUCCUACUCAGGACAACUGGUUACUGUUAACAGCCGAUUAUUCUCAGAUAGAAUUAAGGUUGAUGGCACACUUCUCUAAAGACUCUUCACUUGUUGAACUUCUCAGUAAGCCUGAUGGUGAUGUCUUUACAAUGAUAGCAGCAAGAUGGAUUGGGUGUCCUGAGGUUUCCGUGGGUUCUCAGGAGAGAGAUCAGACCAAAAGGAUGGUGUAUGGUAUUCUUUAUGGUAUGGGUGCCAAUAGCCUUGCAGAACAACUGAAUUGCUCUUCUGAUGAAGCUGCUGAAAAGAUUGGUAACUUCAGAAGCUCAUUUCCAGGGGUUGCUUCCUGGCUUCACGAAGCUGUUGCAUCUUGUCGUAGUAAAGGAUAUGUGGAAACUCUUAGGGGAAGAAAACGAUUUUUGUCAAAAAUAAAAUUUGGCACUAGUACAGAAAAAUCAAAAGCUCAGAGGCAAGCUGUGAAUUCCAUUUGUCAGGGUUCUGCUGCCGACAUAAUUAAGAUUGCAAUGAUAAGAAUUUACUCUCUAAUUGUCACUGGAGUUGAUAGCUUGGAUUCCAGUUCUUCAAUAGCAACCAAGUUCCACAUGCUUAGAGAUCGUUGCCGGAUUCUGUUACAGGUACACGAUGAAUUAGUGCUGGAAGUUGAUCCUUCCGUUAUAAAGGAAGCUGCCCUGCUGUUACAGACAAGCAUGGAGAAUGCUGUCUCACUUCUUGUUCCUCUGCAUGUCAAACUUAAGGUUGGAAGAACGUGGGGAUCUUUGGAGCCAUUUGCACCUGAUAAAUUCAAAGUUGACGCUCUCAUCACUGAAUCCUGAAGCAGAAAGGCUAUUUUUGUUCAUGACCAGAUGAAGGUAUUUGAUGAUGUUGGGUGGUGCAUUCACCAUUAUUGAUUGGGCGGUUUGGAAGGGAGGGAAAUUAUCUGAGAGUGCCCGCGUAAAGAAUUAUGGCGGCGAAGCUUUUACAGUGUAGAAUAUGUGGAGUCCUCGCCGAGUAAAUAGCAAAAUGAGUUUCACUGUUUCUGUGCCUAUCAAGUGGCAAUACUGCUAUCAUUCAUCACAUCAAUUUUUGUAGAUAGGAAAACAAAAUUUUUGUAGAGAUUUGUAUAUAUUCAUUUACAUCGGGUUGUAAGGCUGAGUUAGGGGAAAAAAAAUG